CGCCCGCUCGAGCUUGGCCAUGGAGCGCUUCUUGCUGGGCUGCCGGGCCGCUGUGCAGGAGUCCCGACCUCUGCAUGUUGUAUUGGGAAAUGAAGCCUGUGACUUGGACUCUAUGGUUUCUGCUCUCACUCUGGCCUUCUACUUGGAAAAUACAUCUGAGUCCAAGGCAGCCUUUGUGCCAGUUUUAAAUAUCCCACAUUCUGAGCUAGCCCUGAGGGGUGAUAGUGUCUUUCUGCUUUCGGAACUUAAUAUCCCAGAAUCCUCCUUGAUUUUCCGGGAUGAAAUUGACCUUCAAGCUUUGCACCAGACUGGGCAACUUACCCUUACCCUUGUUGACCAUCACAUCCUCCCAAGCAGUGAUAAAAGUCUAGAGAAUGCUGUAACAGAGGUAUUGGACCACCGGCCCCUGGAAAAACAAUACCCCCAUCCCUGUAGUGUAACAGCAGAGCUGGUGGGAUCCUGUGCCACUUUAGUGACUGAGAGAAUCCUUCAGGGGAAGCCAGAAAUUUUGGACUGGCAAACUGCAGCACUUCUGCAUGGGACUAUAAUCUUGGAUUGUGUCAACAUGGCCCCUGAAGCUGGCAAAGUAACUCCAAAGGAUUCCAAGUAUGUAGCACAGCUAGAAGCCCUCUUUCCAGACUUACCAAGUAGGAGCAGCAUCUUUGAGUCCCUGCAGAAGGCCAAGUUUGAUGUAUCAGGGCUGACUACAGAUCAGAUGCUAAGAAAAGACUUGAAGACAAUCUCUGGGGACAGUACCAUGCUGGCCAUUAGUGCAAUAUACAUGGAUUUGGAGGUUUUCCUUCAGAGAUCCAACCUCACAGCAGAGUUGGACUCCUUCUGUCAAGCUCAUGGCUAUGAUGCCCUUGUUGCUAUGACUAUCACUUUCAACCCUCAUAAUGAGCCAGUUCGGCAUCUGGUGGUUUUCUGUCCUAGUGUGGACCUCCAGAGUACGAUCUGUGAAGCCUUGGAAUAUUCGCACUGUCCACCUCUGAACCUGACUCCAGCUCCAACCCCUCACCCCAACCUCAAGGCCUAUCUUCAAGGAAACACUCUUGCUUCCAGGAAGAAAGUUCUCCCUAUCCUCAGAGAUGCCCUAUGGGGGAAUCCUGGUGCCAUGAGGACACCUUCAGGAAAGCCUGGGUCAGAAGACUGCUCCCAAGAACAAGUGGAUGAUGAACUGGACAAAACCAUUAAUCCUCUGAUUCCUGAAAUGAGUCGAGAUGAGGAAGAACCUGUGCUGCCCCCUACACCCAUGAACAGCUUAGUAGAUGAGUGCCCUCUGGAUCGGGGACUGCCUAAACUCUCAGCUGAGGCUAUUUUUGAAAAAUGUAGCCAGAUCACAAUAGCACGUUCCUCUACCAGUCCUCCCCAAAAGAAGAAGUGACUUACGGGGUGAGAAAGAGGGAAUUUUCAGAACACAGUAGGAGAUGGUGCCCAACCUAGCUUGAAUGCAUGAUUUGGAAUGUUUAGGGAAUUUUCAUAAUUCUCUUCAUUGCUCCAGGACCCAGGUACACUAUUCACAUAGAUGUGGAAGGAGAUAGAAGUGAAAGGAGAUAUGAAGGCUGUAGGGAUGGUUUUCUACCUUUCCCGCCAAUCAGCCAAUUUUCUUAAUUCUGGAAAUCUGCACUGACCUCACUCUUAAAACACAGGGGUUUAGCAUCUUACACACGUGGUCCCCUGAAUAGAUGUUAAUGGAGAAGGCAAAUAGUAUCAGGGAAACUCUAGCAACACUCUCAGCCCUUAUCUCAGCAAAGACUAGGUACCUCCCAUGAAACUGAGGGACAAAUCCAUUUGUUCAGCAAGCUGAAUUUGACUGCAUAUUCAAUGCUGGAUAGAGAUGAGUUUGGAAACUCACCCAGUUUUCAGCCUGUUUAUGAUAAUUAGGAUGUGAUUUU
This is a messenger RNA of Gracilinanus agilis (Agile Gracile Mouse Opossum), 1895 nucleotides long. RefSeq names its product prune exopolyphosphatase 1 (gene PRUNE1). Gene Ontology annotation, molecular function: exopolyphosphatase activity. The record is from RefSeq and is a predicted model, not a curated record. Bases 20 to 1384 code for a protein of 454 amino acids. Gene Ontology annotation, cellular component: cytoplasm. The transcript has 8 exons. NCBI's taxonomy places the organism in Eukaryota, Metazoa, Chordata, Mammalia, Didelphimorphia, Didelphidae.